This is a messenger RNA of Cottoperca gobio, 2389 nucleotides long. Its product is annotated as regulator of G-protein signaling 7-binding protein B-like. The transcript has 6 exons. Bases 454 to 1191 code for a protein of 245 amino acids. Lineage: Eukaryota; Metazoa; Chordata; Actinopteri; Perciformes; Bovichtidae. The record is from RefSeq and is a predicted model, not a curated record.
UGACGACUUGUUUUGCUGUUGGCUCGUUGAGCACGUGAGCGUGCGGCGGAAGACAGAGGAGCCUCCGUCUCUCUCUCUCUCUCUACUCUCUCGCUGUGUCUCUGUCUCUGUCUCGCUCUCGCUCUCCCUCUCUCUGUCUCUGUCUCUGUCUCUCUCUCUCCCCCCCUCUCUCUCCCCCUCUCUGUCGGCCUUCAGGAGGGGCUGAAGGUGACUCUCCUCUCGGCUGGCUGGGAUGCACAGCGAGCUGCUGGGGGUCCGUCCGGCCCGCUACACGCUCCUGCUCCGGGUAUAACGACUCACACCUGCGGGGGCUUUAAGCAUUAACCAAACCCGCGACCGUGCUGCGUCUGAGCGGGUCAUUUUCUUCUCUAUAGAGGACACAGCAGCUAUCAGAAAAGAGGGGCUUUCAUCUCUGUCUGCGUCUGUCUGGGCUCCGGUGGUGGGUGUGCAUGCAUGUGUUCUGCACCGUACGGGCGGAAAAAGCGCCCAAGAUCUGCAGGGAGCAUCUUCCCCACCGGUAAAGUGGCGCAGACGGAGCCGGAGCGCCGCGAGAGCACGGAGGAGGCCGUGGACGGCAGCAGGAUGACAGUGCAGGAAUUCAACACCCUCGUAGCGCUGUACCGGGAGCAGGUCAUAUCUGUCGGGGAGAUGUCAGCCGACUGUCCGUCUCUGCGGGCUCAGAUGCACCACACACGGUCCAAAGGAUGCUCCAUGGCCCGGGCUGCACACCAUGACCUCACUGUCAUCUCUGUGUCAGGUCUAGAGGAUGGAGAGAUCCACCCCGAGAUCUGUCGCCUCUUCAUCCAGCUGCAGUGCUGCCUGGAGAUGUUCAUAACAGAGAUGCUCAAAUCCAUGUGCCUGUUGGGGGUGCUGCAGCUGCACAGAAAAAGAACCGAGUCGGAGCCGAGGUUGGACUUCAGGGUGGAUGAAAGCUCGGACGCUCCCAUCCUGGAGGAGAGAUCCUCCUCCCCCAUUGACUUCUCUCAGGAGCAGUGGCUGGUGGGAAUGGAUAUUGAAAAUAUAGAGAGAGAUAUGCGAGAGAUGCGAAACCUACUCAGCAAACUCAGGGACACGAUGCCAUUGCCACUGAAAAACCAAGACGACAGCAGCUUGUUGAAUCUGACUCCAGACCCGCUGAUCAGACAGAGGAAGAGACGCUUCCCUGGACUCUGCUGCAUGGUGUCUGGCUGAGGGUCCAAGGGCAGCGCUGCAACACGCAUAGGGAAGGACUUUCACUUUAUCUGAUUUUGUGAUGUAUAUCACAUGAAUCCUAAUUCAUUCUAUUUAGUUACAGUAUUUCCCCCCAUAUUAUCUACAAUUGUAAUCUUGCAGUACCUGUUAUCCAAGUAUAUGCCAUUUGUCUUUUUCAUCUGGAUGUUAACUUUAUUUGCUGGCUGGUCAUUUGGUUCUUGAGUUCUGCGGCUCGCCUCGUACAGUUCGGUGCGUUCAGUGGGGCAACAUUUUGGGUUUGGUUGUUUUGAAACGUAUUUUAUGAAAAUAUAUUUUUCGAAGAGAUAGUACUUACACAGUAGAGUGCUUCAGGAAUGAGUCAGCAUUUUUGCACUUCCAGUUCCCUCGUCUCAAAGUCAAGGGUUUCUUCGAAUGGGUUUUUGUUAGAGCCCUAAGAUAAGGUCUGUUGUUACCACAUGCUUAAGAGAUUUUAACCUCUUUUUUUACUACAACAUUAAAUGCGUCAGUAUAUACCCCACUCUUGAAUUUGGAAUCUUUUACAUGUCUUGAAAAAGGCGGUUGCUAUCAAGUGGCAAAAUUAAACUACGCCGCCUUCAGCCGUAGUUGUGGUGAUGUUGUAGUCAUGUGACCGUAGUGUAGUUUGUUUAUACCCUAACGUUAGUUUUUCACUUUAUUUUACGCUUGCAAUUACACUUAUAAAUCAUAAAAGUGGCGUUCAUUUGUAAAGAUUAUCUUGCUGAUUUUGGAUUAUUGCUUUCUGCAAUAAUUCAAAAUCUAAUGUAAAUAUCCCAUUGGCCUUUUUCCGAGGGAACCGGGGCGAUGCUGACUUCCAGGUUUGCAGAGAAAAGCACGUCAUCCUUGCAGAUCUCUUACGCCCAGUGGAACGGGGGAAUAUUGAAGCCAAAGUGUUGCAUUAGCCUGGCGAGCUAACAUUUAUUAAUGGAUAAAAUGAAGCAAAAAUAUAGUACAAGCUAACAGGUACAGUACUAUUUGUUCUGCUGAGUCGGACCUUAAAGACACAGGCCGGGUUGGGCUUUUCAGUUUUAGGCCUGUGCAGGACUCUAUUUAGUGUUUUUGGUACUUUUUCAGCUGAGUCAUCUUUGCAUUUUCUUUUCUUUCUUACAUAUGCAACUAUCCCUCCUCAUCUUUCUGUUUUGUGCCAUUUUAUAUAAUAAAAUAAUAAAAAUGUACAUAUUCA